AUGACAGAUAUUUCGGUGCGCACUAAGGUGUUGAAGCUGCUGGUGCAGCUUCAUUACCAGUUCUUGAAGUUAGAUCUUAGAAAGGUUCAGUUGAAAGGGUACGUUCCGGCUUUGUUGCGACAUUGCUGGACGCUAUUACGUAGUGCUGAUGUAUCAGACUCCAGGAAUCGCGGGUUCAAACGGCACGCACGGUUUGUGAUAUGGGCGUUUGCUGCUAUAUGCGGGGGUUCCGGGAUAUCGCUGGCAAUUGCAGUGAAUAGAGUGAUCAAGAUUUGUACGCGGAGAAGGACGCGGAAUUUGGUUAGUUCCAGCGCCAAGAACCAGAAUCUGCAGAAUGGGACGCGGGAGUUGUAUAUAAAGGAGGAUGGAGGGAAGGAGAAGAAAGUGUUGGUUGUGCCGACGGAUAGUGAUCAAUACGAGCACGAUAGAUAUCUUUUCAAGAAUUUGGGGAACAACGUGGAGUCGCAGUUGUUCAGCUCGAAGUUCUUGCAGCAGUUGAACGUUCUUUCUCCAAUUUUGAUACCCAAGUUCUUGCACAAGAACAGUUUGUUGUUGGCAUCGCAGAUAUUCUUUCUCAUUUUGAGGACGUGGUUGUCGUUGAUGGUGGCUCGGUUGGACGGUCAAAUAGUCAAGGAUAUUAUUUCUAGAAGACCGAAGAGGUUUGCGUAUGAUAUGACGUGCUGGUUGCUAAUCGCGUUUCCAGCCUCGUAUACGAACAGUGCGAUCAAAUAUAUUCAGCGGAAACUAAGCUUGAAUUUCAGAUUACGGUUGACAAGGUACAUCCACGAUAUGUAUCUUGAUAAACGGUUGGUUUUCUACAAGACGUCCUUUGAUCACGAAGCAACAAAUUCGAUAAUUCGCAACAUUGAUAAUUCGAUCACAAAUGACGUCCAGAAGUUCUGUGACGCUAUCACGAAUGUUUUCGCCAACAUCGCCAAACCUAUGAUAGAUUUGAUCUUCUUCUCGAUAUUUUUGAGAGACUCUUUGGGAACGUUAGGUGUGGCCGGUAUCUUUUUCAACUACUUUUCGACGGGGUAUAUUCUCAGGAAAUACUCGCCGCCAUUGGGCAAGUUUGUAAGCCUAAAGUCGAAGUCAGAAGGUGACUAUUACAAUUACAAUUUGAAUAUGAUUAAUAACAGCGAGGAAAUUGCAUUUUACCAGGGUACUGAGGUUGAGCACUCUAAAGUAAACGAAUUGUACGAUAAAUUGAUGGACCACAUGUUACUUGUAGAUCGUUCGAAAGUGGAGUAUAAUAUUGUAGAAGACUAUAUCUUGAAAUACACUUGGUCAGCUUGGGGUUACGCAUUUGCAUCUAUUCCAAUAGUAAUUCAAACGUGGGCCUCUGAUGCUGUGAAUGAAUCUGGCAAUAUGAAAGAGUUCAUCAUGAACAAAAGACUAAUGCUAUCCCUUGCAGACGCCGGAACAAGGUUAAUGCAUUCCAUCAAAGAUAUCUCACAACUAACCGGGUAUACGAAUCGGAUAUUUACUUUGCUAAAAGUCCUUCAUAGAGUGCAUGACAGUAACUUUGAUUACGGUGUUUUGCAUGAUGGUGAAGAACCAUCGGCGGCAGAACUAAAUUCUAUAAUUGGCAAUGGUGUCACCAAGUCAUCGCCCGCCAUUAGAGGUACUGUACAACAUGACUUUGGGGGAAUCAGGUUUGAAAAUAUUGAUAUCAUUGUACCGUCUUCGAAGGGUGUCAACGGUUCUUUGCUAGUUAAGAGUUUGACUUUCCAAAUACCGCAGGAAAUCGCCCCAGAACCAGCAUCCUCAAAACAAAUUUCCUUGACCAAUAUACGUGAUCCCUUUGAUGCCUCCAAAUUGAUUAAUCAAAGAGGUAUGGGGAGUAGUUUAUUGAUUUUGGGCCCUAAUAGCUGUGGGAAAAGCUCGAUUGAAAGAAUAUUGACCGAAAUUUGGCCAAUAUACAAUAAAAAUGGUCUACUAUCAGUUCCACCAGCUCAUGACUUGUUUUGCGUUCCUCAAAGGCCAUAUUUUACUCAAGGAAGCACUUUUAGAGAUCAAAUAAUAUAUCCUAUGUCUUAUGAAGAGUUCUACGAAAAAGGGUUCAAAGACAGUUAUUUAAAACAGAUUUUGAGAGAGGUUAGAUUGGAUUACUUGCUAAAGAGAGAUCGAGGUUUGAACUACUUUGAUGCAGUCACUGAUUGGAAAGAUAUAUUGAGUGGUGGUGAAAAACAAAGGGUUAAUUUUGCAAGGAUAAUGUUUCACCGGCCAAGAUUUGUGGUUUUAGAUGAAGCGACAAAUGCAAUCAGCACUGACAUGGAAGAUCAUCUUUUUACCAUGUUAAAGAGGUAUAGGUUUAAUUUCAUAUCCAUCUCACAGAGGCCUUCAUUGAUUAAAUAUCAUGAUUAUUUGUUGGAAUUAACCUCUGGUACCAACUGGAACUUGCAAACCUUAGGUUCUGAUGAAGCCAUUCUCACAAUUGAGCAUGAAAUUGACUCCAUCCAACAAAAGUUGUCCAAUGUGAAAAGUUCGGAGAAGCAAAGGGAUGAAAUACAAAGAAAGUUGAAUAUGAUGUAA
Kluyveromyces marxianus DMKU3-1042 is the source of this 2535-nucleotide messenger RNA. It is a transcript of the gene PXA1, whose product is annotated as ATP-binding cassette long-chain fatty acid transporter PXA1. Bases 1 to 2535 code for a protein of 844 amino acids. Gene Ontology annotation, cellular component: peroxisomal membrane. Lineage: Eukaryota; Fungi; Ascomycota; Saccharomycetes; Saccharomycetales; Saccharomycetaceae. Gene Ontology annotation, biological process: fatty acid beta-oxidation; long-chain fatty acid import into peroxisome; very long-chain fatty acid catabolic process. Gene Ontology annotation, molecular function: ATP hydrolysis activity; ATP binding; long-chain fatty acid transmembrane transporter activity. The transcript has a single exon. The record is from RefSeq and is a predicted model, not a curated record.